Hordeum vulgare subsp. vulgare (domesticated barley) is the source of this 2481-nucleotide messenger RNA. RefSeq names its product protein misato homolog 1. Gene Ontology annotation, cellular component: cytoplasm. Lineage: Eukaryota; Viridiplantae; Streptophyta; Magnoliopsida; Poales; Poaceae. The record is from RefSeq and is a predicted model, not a curated record. Bases 228 to 1937 code for a protein of 569 amino acids. The transcript has 9 exons.
GCUCCCCGUCGAGCAGUCCACGCCCCCCAAACCCCCUUCCGCCGCCUCACCCCGCCGACGAGCCCACCGCCGCCGCCGCCGCCGCCGCCGCCGCCAACCAGCCCACUACCUAAAAUCGUUACAGCGCGAGCGAGCCGCUUCUUCAUCUCCUUCCUCUCCGGCGGCGGCGACAGAAACUGGUUGCUCGGCCACGGCCGCCACGCAGUCCCCGUGAGGCACCGGGAGAGAUGAGGGAGGUGGUGACGGUGCAGGUCGGCGGCUUCGCCAACUUCGUCGGCUCCCACUUCUGGAACUUCCAGGAUGAGCUCCUCGGGCUCGCCGACGACCCCGCCGCAGACGCCGCCUUCAGGACCGCGCCGCUCGACAUGGACGUCCUGUACCGCACCGGCGAGACGCUCCAGGGCGUCUCCACCUACUGCCCCCGUUUGGUAUCCAUUGGUUCUCGAGGGUCUCUUGGUUCUUUAAGUUCUUCCGGCGCUCCAGGUCUGAGUAGCGCUGCCUCGGACCAGCUCAAUGUCACUACAUGGUCUGGAAAUGUAACAAGAUCUGUAGCAAAGCCUCAUGGGCGGAACCUGUUUCUGCAAAGCUUGACUGAACAAGAGCCGAACCCAAGCACUAGCAAUGGUGGGGACAACUCUCAGAAAAGUGUAGAAGAUAAGGACUUAGUUGAAUGCCUAGAGAAGGAUGUCAACUUUUGGACUGAUUAUACGAAGGUUCAGUAUCAUCCUCAAAGCUUGUAUGAAAUGUAUGGGUCAUGGACAGACUUUGACAAGUUUGAUAACUUUGGAACUGCAAGGGAGGUAGUUUCAGAAUGGUCUCUAAUGGAGGAGAUGAAUGAGAAGCUAAGGUUCUUUGUUGAAGAAUGUGAUCACAUUCAGGGUAUCCAGUUUAUUGUGGACGAUUCGGGAGGGUUUUCCAGCAUAGCUGCAACUUAUUUGGAAAACAUUGCUGAUGACUACACAAACACACCUGUAUUGCUUUAUUGUGUGAGGGAUCCAGUUACCCAUGGAUCAUCCAGGAAUCAAAGGGAGACCAUAUCAAGAUCUUUGCAUGAUGCUGUUUCAUUUUCAAAGCUUUCAUCAUUUUGCAGUUUGAUGGUUCCAAUAGGACUGCCUUCUCUCAGUCAAAGUUAUCUGUCACCCUUCCUUUCUAUACAAGACGCAAAACCAUUCCACUCCAGUGCAAUUUCUGCAGCAGCGAUACAUUCAGUAACUGUACCAUUUAGACUACAAAACGCUGGCCCGGCUUCAAACAUAGCACAUUCAUCUGGUAAUAUUGAUAUGCGUGAACUUGUGCACAUAAUAUCUGAUCAGGGUAGGCAGAACAUGGUUACUGCUCUGGACGUAGCAAUGCCUGCCCCUUCUUUGAAAGAUGGAAAUGAUCUGUGGAACAUGAAAAGCCUGCACUCACUGACCCCUGAAAUAAGUGAUGAAGAAGAAGACCCAUACUCUGUUGAAUCAUUGGUGGUUCAUGGAGUUCUGCGUGCAGGUGGGCAUCGGGCAUCAAUAUCACAAGUGAAGAGCUCCGUGUAUUCAGCUUACGAAGCCAGAGCCACAAAACCAAAGUUCUCCCAUCUGUCAGUGUCGCCCUGCCCGCUCCCCAUCCCCCUCCCGUUCCCGUCAAUCUUCAGGAGCAACAUCAGCCAGCACGGCGAGAUCCUCGGCAACCACGCAGAGGGAACCCAGACAAAGGGCUCACUCGACGUCGAGUCGAUACCGAUGGCCGCACGCCUAAGGUCGAGCAACGCGGUCCUGCCCUUCAUCGAGAGGCGCUCACUGAGCCUCCAGAAGUUUGGUGUCGCCAGGGGCGCUCUGGGGACCCAGAUACUCCGCGACUGGGGCUUCGGAAGGGAGGAGAUGGAGGACAUGGGGGAGCACCUGUCCAGGAUGGUUCGCGCGCUUCGCCCCGACGACGGCCUAACAUCGGAUUCUGACUAAAACUCUUGUGACACGGUGCAGCAGAGGAGGUGGAAUAUUCUCGUGCGUGUGCUACGUACCUGCUUUGCUUUUGCAAUCGAACCGGAGAUGCGAUCUGGCGUGCGAGGGUGGGGUUUUGUGAUGUAUAUGCCCAUGGCCGUUGGUGUUAUCUCAGCACGGGCGUAUGCAAUGCCCACACAUGCGAUUGUUGUGACAUUCUGGCCCAUGUUGAGCCUGGAUCCAGAUCGCCCAGAUCUCCGUUUUCUUUUCCGUUGUUUCUCUGAGGUCGGGUGCCAAUGCGGCUUCUGCAUCGCACUUGCGGGGAUUUUGCAGAGAUGGGAAAGCUGAUGACAUGACCGACCUGUGCAGCCUCUAUCUCUGAUGCUUCAUGCUUGCAUGCACGCCAUCAAAUUUCGGACGACUUUGGCACACGAGUGUUGCGAAUUUGACUGUUGUGGGGCAUGGAGUUCAGCAUGGCGCGGCACGAGCUACGCUCCUGUACGAUUACAAUCGGCCCGUGAAACCUGGUACCAGUGUACUACUACUAGCAUCUUGGUUUUCUUGA